Messenger RNA from Pieris napi, 1697 nucleotides. RefSeq names its product inositol polyphosphate 1-phosphatase (gene Ipp). The coding region runs from base 437 to 1459 and encodes 340 amino acids. Lineage: Eukaryota; Metazoa; Arthropoda; Insecta; Lepidoptera; Pieridae. The record is from RefSeq and is a predicted model, not a curated record. Gene Ontology annotation, molecular function: inositol-1,4-bisphosphate 1-phosphatase activity. The transcript has 4 exons.
AUUUCUUAGUUUUCUUGCAAUAAAAAAUUCACAACAUUAUUAGGAAUUUAUCUAGUUUCUAAACUUCGACACUAUAAAUCUAAAAUUUUCUAACAGAAUGUAAUAAAUACAUUAAUCCAACGCGUAUAACGCGAUGACACUAUUGCAUACAAUAAUCUAAUUUGAAUUAUGAUUUAUAACUAAGUAACUGUAUGGAUAUAAUACACUACAUAUUUAUCUAGCUCUAAUAUAAUAUAUUAUAUAUAUAAUAGUGUAGUGAGUAGGGAGCCAGAUCUGGCGUCAAGAAAAAUCAAUUCCGUAGGCGGUAGCCGAUAAGCGCAGUACAUUGAUGGAUUUAGCUUUAUUAAAUUAGUUACAAAUUAAAUUCUAGUUUAAAGAGUGGCUACUGUUUAAGAACAUCGAGUUACAACAUUUGCAAGAUAAACGAGGCUAAAUAAUGUCAAAUGUCUUGGAGAUUUUAAUUUUUGCCUCGGAGAAAGCGGCGCGCAUAGCUCGGUCUUGUGCCAGUAAUAACAACUCGAUUUUAAUAGCUGAGAAAAGCAAUGAUGCUAAUCCCCGAUUUGAUAAAGAUUUCAAAACUAUUGCUGAUGUAUUAGCCCAAGAAGCGGCCAAAUCAUUGAUAGUGUCAUAUAUACCCGAGCUUAAGGAUUAUGUACGGGGUGAAGAAUGCUCAGACAUAGGUGGUGUGACAAUUUCCUUGAAAGAAACCUUACAAGGAACAAUUGAUUUACUCAAAAUAAUUUUACCUGAAGAGACAGCUAAAUGUAUGGCUGAAGCAGCUCACAGUGAUAUAGAAAAUAUGGAAUGUGGAACUAUUCCCAAUCUAGGACCAAUUGACUAUUCAGAUUUAGGAGUCUGGAUUGAUCCAAUUGAUGGUACAGCAGAGUUUAUUGCUGGAGUCCGUGGAGAAGCUAAACCCGGUCAUGGUCUUCAGUGUGUCACAGUUCUUAUAGGGGCAUAUAAAAGAUCUACUGGAGAGCCUGUUGUUGGUGUAAUUAAUCAGCCAUUUUACAAUGGUGGCACAGGAAGGGUUAUUUGGGGCAUAAAUUAUGGUGACAUAAAAUUAUGUUCUCACGAAAAAAGUACUUCUUCACCAAGAAAAAUAAUUUUAAUGAGUAGUGCUGAAAACGAAAAUGUAAUAAACAAGUUUCAGGAUUUAGGUUGGGAAAUACAAUCUGUUCCAGGAGCAGGACAUAAGCUGCUCAAAGUUGCUUUAGGUGAAGCAACAGCAUACAUUGUUUCAAAAGGAACAACAUUCAGAUGGGAUACAUGUGGACCACAUAGCAUUUUAUCAUCAUUGGGAGGUGACAUAACAAACUUCACAGAUUUUUCUCUUGUAAAAUAUAAUGAUCCUGAUAAUUUGGAUACCCAAAUGUACUGCAAUAAGCAUGGAAUUAUAGCAUUUAUAAAUCAACAUGUAUUUGAAGAAAUACAACAAGUUUUAAAAGAAUUUGUCUAAUUGUAUUUAACAUUAUUUCUAAUUUUAGUAUAAACACAUUGUUUUUUUCCUGUUUUAAGGUAAAUUAUUUUUUUGCAACAAGCUUAGCAUUUUUUUAGCUUAGUAAUAUUUAAACGCAUUUUUCUCUGUAUGCGCAAUUCCUAAGUCAUAUACAUAUUAAGUGAAAGUCAGCUUGAUUAGCUUAGAAAUCCAGUUAUUUAUUAUUAAUUACUAAUUAUAUUUCUUAUUAUUAAAAAAA